Molecule: messenger RNA, 324 nt
Organism: Malassezia restricta
Lineage: Eukaryota; Fungi; Basidiomycota; Malasseziomycetes; Malasseziales; Malasseziaceae
Product: RING-H2 domain core subunit of multiple ubiquitin ligase complexes
Exons: 5
Coding region: 1-324 (107 amino acids)
Biological process (GO): protein ubiquitination; ubiquitin-dependent protein catabolic process
Cellular component (GO): nucleus; cullin-RING ubiquitin ligase complex
Molecular function (GO): ubiquitin protein ligase activity; zinc ion binding; cullin family protein binding
Source: RefSeq, a predicted model, not a curated record
AUGGCCACGCCUUUGGGGCCAUCUGUGCACGAGGAUCAGGAUGCUCGCGUGGAGCCUCGCUUUCAAGUAAAGAAGUGGAAUUGCGUGUGUCUAUGGAGCUGGGAUAUACAGGUCGAUAACUGUGCCAUUUGCCGGAAUCAGAUCAUGGAUCUGUGCAUUGAGUGCCAAGCGAAUCAGGGGUCUUCGACGAUCGAUGAGUGUACCGUGGCAUGGGGUGCCUGUAACCACGCUUUCCACUUUCACUGUAUAUCGCGCUGGCUCAAGACACGUCCCGUUUGCCCGUUGGACAAUCGCGAAUGGGUGCUGCAAAAAUAUGGCCGCUAA